This is a messenger RNA of Protopterus annectens (West African lungfish), 10380 nucleotides long. It is a transcript of the gene KIF26B, whose product is annotated as kinesin family member 26B. Gene Ontology annotation, molecular function: microtubule motor activity; microtubule binding; ATP binding. The transcript is spliced from 15 exons. The record is from RefSeq and is a predicted model, not a curated record. Lineage: Eukaryota; Metazoa; Chordata; Ceratodontiformes; Protopteridae. Bases 794 to 7108 code for a protein of 2104 amino acids. Gene Ontology annotation, biological process: microtubule-based movement.
UGCAUAUUACCAGACAAUAAAGGGGAUAAAAAAGGUCCCUUUCAAGUUAGCAGAGCCUUCUAUUGUUACGGGCCUUUGAACUCUUUCCAUAAAUUACAGGUAUAAGCUUUGCAGUGCCCAGCAGUGAUUUAUAAGGCAAAUAGAAAGGGCACUUUCUUAAGUGAGCCGUCACUCUGGCGUGUAGCGGCGCCUAUUGGCCUCCGGGAGAAGAAGGCUCCACCCCCUGACCGACUGCCGCAGACUCGGGUCCGCUGCCGGUGAAGGCACUUACAAAGAGUAAAGAGGGGAGCCAGAGCUGCUUGUGAGCGGUUCGAGUCAGUGCGACUUCCGAUGUUCUGCUAACAGCGAGUGUGCAAACAACUAAUGGCCGGGGUACUGUUACAUCAGCAAACGUAGGAAAAAAAAAAAAAAGAAAGAAAAAACACUCCUGACAGGAACGGUUUGUUGUCUCAGGUUUGUGGGUCAAGAAGAUGCAUCCGUUAUGGAACUGCUGCUGCCCCUCCACCAGGAUCGGCAUGUCUAGGAAUGCAACUUGUGGCAGCGGCAAUGGUGUGUGAUGCUUGGAGAGCCAGUUCUGGUACGACAUUGGACUCAGAGACUGCUUAUCAUUUGGGCUUGUUGCAGGCUACCCUUGGUUUUUUUAGGGGUUUCUGGGACCACUGCGGAAUAGCUGGAAAAGGGUGAGAGUAUUAGCAGAGAGCACCGGUGGUUUCCCAAAGCUUGGAUUUAUUACUGUGUUUAUUAACGGUGGAUUUUUCAUUGGAUAUUUAGCUACUAAGGAGCUCAAGACAUCAUGAAUUCAGUGGCAGGCAAUAAGGAUCGGGUACCAACCUCGACGAGAAACCGCAAAUAUGGGGUGACUGAAGUUUGCUCCCCGACCAAGACAGCGUCUUUUUCCCCUGAGAGCUGGUACCGCAAAGCCUAUGAGGAAUCCAGAGCUGGCCCUCGACCUGCUCCCGAGGGAGCUGGCUCAGUCCCUGGCUCCUCUGGUACCCCUUCCCCUGGAUCGGGAACCUCAUCACCGGGCUCUUUUACAGGAUCUCCUGGAACAACCUCGCCCGGCAUUGGCACUGGAUCACCGGGAUCACUAGGUGGCUCUCCUGGUUUCGGUACUGGAUCACCUGGUUCCGGCAGUGGAGGGUCUCCGGGAUCGGACCGAGGGAUUUGGUGCGAGAACUGCAAUGCUCGACUGGUGGAAUUAAAACGACAAGCACUCAAGUUACUAAUUCCAGGACCGUUCUCCAGCAAGGACCCGGCCUUUUCAGCUGUAAUACAUGAUAAACUGCAAGUGCCAAACACCACCCGCAAGGCUUGGAAUGAGAAAGACAAUAGAUGCGACAUCUGUGCCACACACCUGAACCAGCUGAAGCAAGAAGCCAUUCAGAUGGUGCUGACUCUUGAGCAGGCUGCCAAUGUCGAGCAUAAUGAUGCCUCACCAGGGUCUCCCCCACUUUCAAGCAUCCCUACACUGGUGGGCUCACGUCACAUAGGUAGCAUGCAGGCCCCAAGGGAAUGGGCCUAUGUUCCUGCUACAUUCACUGCACCUAACUAUACAAGCUUUCCUGCAAACAAGCUCUCCAGUAAACCUAACAGCCUUGGCAUUGUCAGUGCACUAGAAAAGAAAACUGGUUCUCCCAUACACCAAGCAAAUGCGACUCCACAGAUGCCAACAAGUCCAAGCAAUGGAAAUAUUCUGAGCUCUGUCGCUAUUCAAGCUCAUCAGUACCUAGACGGCACAUGGUCUAUGUCUAGAACAAAUGGUGUCACAUUGUACCCCUAUCAGAUCUCCCAGCUGAUGUCAGAGAAUGGUCGUGAGGGGCUCACUGAGGCAGUCCUGAACCGUUACAAUGCUGACAGGCCCUCUUUGUACAGUUUUCCUGCAUCACAAAACACUUAUGUCUCCAGUGUUGCACCUAGUGGUACCUCAGCUGCUGCAUCUUUCUUUGCAAGAGCUGCUCAGAAGCUGAACUUGUCUUCCAAAAAGAAGAAGCAUCGUUCUUCUCCGUCAUAUGCUUUGGAUCCUCCACUGUUCCCCACCAACUUCAGCAGAACCCUUCAAAUAUCACCUCCUCCUGCACCACCAUGUUUGCUGAGGGCAGUUGGCAAAGUGAAAGACAACCCUGGCCUUGGAAAGGUAAAAGUGAUGCUACGGAUUUGCCCAUCUUUCGCUGGAGAUUCAGCUGAAUCCAGCUCCUUUUUGAAAGUUGACCCACGGAAAAAACAAGUUAUGUUGUAUGACCCUUCGUUGAGUGAAGGCCAGAACUCCUCUCAGAAACGUACCGCCAACCAAGUACCACCAAAGAUGUUUGCAUUUGAUGCUGUGUUCUCACAGGAUGCUUCUCAGGCUGAAGUGUGCGCUGGAACGGUUGCAGAAGUAAUCCAGUCUGUGGUGAAUGGGGCAGAUGGCUGUGUCUUCUGCUUUGGUCACCUCAAGCUUGGAAAGUCUUACACCAUGAUUGGAAAGGAUGACUCCACACAGAACCUUGGCAUAAUCCCCUGUGCCAUAUCCUGGCUCUUCAAGUUGAUUAAUGAGCGUAAAGAGAAGACUGGAGCCCGCUUCUCAGUUCGGGUGUCAGCAGUUGAAGUCUGGGGCAAAGAAGAAAACUUGAAAGAUUUGCUUUCUGAAGUAGCUACUGGUAGCCUACAGGAUGGCCAGUCUCCAGGGGUCUAUCUCUGCGAGGAUCCUAUAUGUGGCAUGCAGCUUCAGAACCAGAGUGAGCUCCGCGCUCCUACUGCAGAGAAAGCAGCCUUUUUCCUGGAUGCUGCCCUUGCUGCCCGACAUGGAAGUAGACCGGAAUGUGAUGAAGAGGAUCGUAGGAAUUCCCAUAUGCUCUUUACUCUCCACAUUUACCAGUACAGAAUGGAGAAGAACGGCAAAGGUGGAAUGUCAGGAGGCCGCAGUCGAUUGCACCUCAUUGACUUGGGCAGCUGUGUAAAAGUACUAAGCAAAAGUCGAGAUGGUGGAUCCGGACUUUGUCUGUCACUCUCUGCUCUGGGGAAUGUUAUCCUUGCUCUCGUAAAUGGCAGCAAACACAUACCAUACAAAGAAAGUAAACUUACAAUGUUAUUACGUGAAUCAUUGGGAAACAUGAACUGCAGAACAACCAUGAUUGCACAUAUCUCUGCCACAGCAAGUAAUUAUGCAGAAACUCUUUCCACCAUUCAGAUUGCUUCAAGAGUGCUGAGAAUGAAGAAGAAAAAGACUAAGUACACGUCAAGUUCUUCUGGUGGAGAGAGCUCCUGUGAGGAGGGAAGGAUGAGGAGACCAACCCAGCUGCGACCAUUUCAUGCCAGAAAUGUGGUUGAUCCAGACCUUCCAAUGCUUGGUCUUUCAAGUGAUCCUGACUAUUCCUCAAGCAGUGAACAGUCAUGUGACACUGUCAUCUAUGUAGGCCCAAAUGGCACAGCACUUUCUGACAAGGAGCUUACUGAUAAUGAAGGUCCACCUGACUUUGUUCCGAUAAUCCCUUCCUUACAGAAAAUGAAGCCCGAGGCAAAACAAGAAAGUAAUACUGAGACAUCUGCCAACAGUUCUGAAAAGGACUGCCUAAAAUGUAAUACCUUUGCAGAGUUGCAGGAAAGACUGGACUGCAUUGAUGGCAGUGAAGAAACAACUCCAUUUCCUUUUGAAGAAAUUCCUGUUCAGUAUGGUACAAACCAGAUGCCAAGAUUUGACGGUAUGCAACCUGCUUUGGUGGAAUUCAAACAUGUGUCAGAGAACUGUAAAGCAGAAGCAAAAAUAGUACAUCAGUUGACGGAUGUGAAUGGUAAAGACAGUUAUAUUUCAGAUACCACUAAACAGAGUGGGCUGUGCUGUACUCAGACAGCUACCCCCACUGAAAUGUCAGCACCUUCCUCACCCAGGAGUGUAACAGGCAGCUGCAGUAGUCACUCUGACUCCUUGCAGAUGUCACAUCAUAGUAAUCUACACAACAGCAGAGAGUCCCUGUCAGCUAGCGGCUUUGUAGAAAGUAAGCCUAGACCUAUGGGUUCCCCAAGACUUGGCAUUGCUAGCCUCUCCAAAACCUCAGAUUAUAAACCCCCAAGCUCUCCGUCUCAGAGAUGCAAAGUCUACACCCAAAAAGGAGUGCUACCCUGUCCUGCUGUUCCUCCAAGUCAGAGUUUAAAUAGUUGCUCUGGAAUUAUUUCAGUGGAAUCACUUCUCCAGCCAGAGAUCAGAACACCUCCAGUUGGAAUGAGUCCUCAGAUAAUAAAAAAAUCGGUGUCUUGUCAUAGUGGCAGUUCCAUGGAAACUACAGUGUCAGAGGACCAAUGUUCAAAUGGACUUUCAGAAUCUAAGGAUGAGGCCACAAACAUGACUACAGUUACUGUUCAGCAGCCUUUGGAGUUAAAUGGAGAGGAUGAACUAGUUUUCACAUUGGUUGAAGAGCUAACUAUUAGUGGUGUACUGGAUAAUGGGCGCCCAACUAGUAUUAUCAGCUUCAACAGUGAUUGCUCUGUGCAGGCUGUGGCUUCAGGUUCCAGACCGGUUAGUAUUAUCAGUAGCAUCAGUGAGGACUUGGAGUGCUAUUCUAAUAUGACUGCAGUGUCUGAAGUCUGCAUCACAAAGUUCUUGCCACUCAAUAAACCAGGCCAUAAUGACAAGGGUCAAGAUUCAGGCAGCAGGCGUUCCUCCAUUAGCUCAUGGCUCAGUGAAAUGAGUACUGGUAGUGAUGGCGAGCAAUCUGGCCAUAGCUUUGUAGCCCAGACAUGUUAUGGCCAAGGUGAAGGGUUGGCAGAUCCACCUGUAGCUGAGCUCCUAAGUGCACUUCAGGAUGAUUGUACGUUGUUUAUGAAUGAUAAGAAGCAUACUUUACGGGAUGGUUUGUACAUUAUACCAGAAAAGGCAAAUGAUAUUCUAAGUAAGGUGUCACCUUUCAAAAGUGUCAACAUUAAUUCUUUGGGCAAAGCUACUGUCAUGAUCUCAAGUUUGACCAGCUGUGAAAAUUACAUCCCCAUGAAGACCAACAUCACUGUUUAUCCAUGCAUUGCAGUAAAUACUCUUACAUCUCAAACGCCAAGUGAUAUCUUGUCAACCUCCAAACUGACUACAAAAGUCAAUGAAAACAAUAAUGAAGAGUCUUGUGAUGGACAAGAAAUGCAGUUUCAGGACCCAUGGAUGAAGCGUGAGGAAUCCCCCAAACAAGACAGCGAUAUUUCCAAUGCUGACACUGUCAGUGAACAAAGUUCCGACCGACUCAGCAGUAGUAGCAGCAGUAGUGGAGUAGCAUCAAACUCACCCAUCUGCAGCGACAGCCAAAAAAGGAUCGUUGAUGGAUGUAAAAUGGCUCUUUCAAGUUCUGGUAGCCAGAGCUCUUUCCAUUCAGUUGAUGUUUCAAGAAAUGGAAGCUUGUCCAGAGGACUCCAAAAGCUAAGCAAACAAGAAGACUUAGACAGUAUGUCUGUUCGAUCUUCCUGUUAUGGAUCAGACAGUAAUGGAACAUCUGCUGCCACGUCACAAGCUUCUACUCCAUGCAGUCCAAAGGCAACUUUAGAAAGACGAGUUUCUUCACCUAAGCAUUGUGUUCUAACACGCCCUAAAGGAACACCACCUUUGCCUCCGGUUAGAAAGUCAAGCCUCGAUCAAAGAAACAGAGCUAGUCCACAACAUACAUCUGGCAACUGUGGCUCAUCAAAUCCUGCCAUAUCCUCCAUUGCAAAUGCACCUGAUGAAUUUUUGUGCAAUGGAAAGCCAAAGUGUUCGAAUACAGAUAGUAGCAGUAAGCUAUUCAGUGCCAAACUUGAGCAACUAGCAAGCAGGACAAAUUCUUUAGGCAGAUCCAAUACAAGUCAUUAUGAAUGCUUUUCCUUGGAAAGAGCAGAAAGCUUGACUUCGAUGGGUUCAAAGGUGAGCCCUAUUAGAGACAGCACUAUGCCAAGAACAGGGCGAAGCUUGAGCCGUUGUUUUGUUUCAUCACCAACUAACUCUGGUAUUUCUCAAAUGUCAGGAGGUUCUCCAAAAGUUAACCAGUCCAAAAUAUCUGCAGUGAGUAAGCUUCUUUUGGCAAGUCCAAAGUCUCGUAGCUUGUCCUCUUCUUGCACUAAGACAUUAAGUUUCUCUACAAAAUCUCUGCCUCAAUCUGUUGGACGAAGUUCAAGUUUGCCUCCAAAUGGAAAAAACAUGUCAUGGUCAACCCAGUCACUUAGCAGAAACAGAGGGUCUGGGCUAGCUUCUAAACUUCCUCUAAGAGCUGUUAAUGGGCGCAUAUCUGAGCUACUUCAAGGAGCCGUUGGUGCAAGAUCGAGUCUUCUAAGAGAAUCAUCAGAUCUGGAUGAACGAGGAGCUCUACAUGCAGAUGAAAAGCCUGUAGUUCAUACACUUCCCUCACCAUAUAGCAAGAUUACCCCACCAAGGAAGCCUCACCGCUGUAGUAGUGGCCAUGGCAGUGACAAUAGUAGUGUACUGAGUGGAGAUCUUCCACCGGCCAUGGGGAAAACAGCCUUAUUUUAUCACAGUGGUGGAAGCAGUGGCUAUGAGAGUAUGAUAAGAGACAGUGAGGCAACAGGAAGUGCUUCUUCAGCUCAGGACUCCAUGAGUGAAAACAGCAGCUCAAUCAGCGGAAGAUGCCGGAGUCUUAAAUCUCCAAAGAAAAGGACUAACUCAGGUUCACAGAGGCGGAGGCUUAUUCCUGCUUUGUCACUUGAUUCAUCUUCUCCAGUAAGGAAGCCUGCAAAUAGUCCUGGGCUGCGCUGGGUUGAUGGUCCAUUGCGGACAUCACAGAGAGGCAUAGCUGAACCUUUUGAAAUAAAAGUCUAUGAAAUUGAUGAUGUGGAAAGGUUGCAGAGGAGAAGACUGACUAUGAGCAAGGAGGUCAUUUGCUUCAAUGCCAAACUGAAAAUCUUGGAGCAUCGCCAGCAACGAAUUGCAGAGGUUAGAGCUAAAUAUGACUGGCUGAAGAAGGAACUGGAGGUGACAAAACAGUACCUGAUGCUGGAACCAAACAAAUGGCUCAGUGAAUUUGAUCUAUCACAGACCUUUGAAGUGGAUUCUCUAGAGUACUUAGAGGCCCUAGAAUAUGUCACAGAACGGCUGGAGCAUCGUGUCAACUUCUGCAAGGCUCACCUCAUGAUGAUUACUUGUUUUGACAUUACAUCUAGACGCCGAUAAGGUGAAUACAUACCCAAAGAGAAAAGAAUAAUGAAGACUGCCAGUGUUAAGUGUGGAUUGUGUACGAGGAGUUAUUUUAUUUCACUUUUUUUUCCCGUGGAAGAAUCUGUAAAAAUAAAUAAAUAAAUAAAUGAAUAAAUAAAUAAAUAAAUGGACAUUAAUGUAUAUGAAAGAAGGAUUGCUGGGAUCCAGGGAUGUACAAGUCUCUUGUAGACUGAACGAGCACUUUGAGGAAUCUUGAGGAUUUGUUGUAAAUAUGGAUUGUGCGUUACAGGGAUCGAUCGCUCUUUUACUGGGGAAGAAUGUGGGGCUGCUACUUAGUGUUUCAGAGGUGUUAUACAGAAGGACUAUAAGUGCCUUGCAAAUCUUUAUAAUCCAAACAUUAAACAUUAUUCCAUUCUUGUGUACAGAUGGUGCUAGUUAAAACAAACAACCCUUUAAAAUGUAUUUACAGCUUGUUUUACUUGGUGUUUUAUCCUAUUUCUGACUUGCUGUUUAUAAGUAACUUGUAUUAGUAGAGGUAUUCAAUAGUCAGGAAGCAGCGUAUGAUUCAAUGUUAGCUGUAUUUUUAUUAUUAACCUUCAGUCCACUCAAACUGAAGGCCUGGUGUUUCAAAUGGGAGGUUGUACAAUUUAUUGAAUGUUAUGAGUUGCAUGGGAGGUGGAUGUUAGCCUUAGGCCAAAAUACCACAUUCUGUUUCCUUAAGUUUGGUGUUUCCUUCGAGCUCUGUGUCAUCUGCAGAGCUACAGUUACAGAACUGCUGGCUUUGAUGGUAGGUUGUAUCUGCUGGCCUAAGGGUUUAUGUCGCAGAAACGUGCACUUCAACUACUACACAUAUAGAUUUCAUCUUAACAUGAAUGGCCCAGUAAACUGUUCACUUGAAAUGUUAACAGCUCAGUGUAAGUAUUUUGAACCUAACAGCAAAAGUUUGAGUUACUACCUGACACACAGAGCAUAUUUUGUCAUAGGAAAGGUUUUGAAUUGCAGAAGUGUCAUCAUUUCCACAUGCAUUGAAAAUGGCACAGCAGAAGUGAAACUUCUUUAGCACUUAUUUAGUUAUCAUAGUCUUAAAUAUUGCUUCUGGUAUCCUAACAUUCUUUUUAUUAUUAAAAAAGAUUCAUACACCAAUCAUUUUGUAAUAAGACUACCAUUCUUCUAUAUGGUAGCAAAAUAAAAAAGUGUGAGUGUGCUGAAGAGACAUGUUUUGAUAUUAAUGUGAGGAUCACUAGCCAACUAAGCGGAUUGCACCAUUGAAUAUCAAAUCCAUUCUUUACAAGUUUGUACUGCAUCUUUGCAUGUGCGCACGUGUGUAUGUAUACGUCUGUAGGUGUAUUCUGUGAUGAAGGAAAAAAAGAAGAACUAUCCCUACAUGAGUCCACUAAUUUCACACAUGCUGGUCACAUAAAUCUGACAUACUGUGACGGAAGUGGACUGCUUAGUGGCUGCCACUAUAAACCUUGAGGUUGUAGUAGCUGGCUCUGAAGAGAUUUAGUCUGUCCAAAGGACAAGUCUACAUUUGAUUCCAUCUGCUUUUGCAGGUGUAUUUUGAUUGACAAGUGUAUUUAUGCUUUUCUGUUAUAAUUAGAAUUAUUGUCUAGUUUAUCCUAGUUCACUAAUAGAUGUAAAAGUCUGAGAUAAAAUUUAGUGACAUAAAAAAUGUUCAAAGCUGGACCCUACAAAUUUGCCAAGCCUUCAGAAUUUAGAGAAAUUACAUUAAAAAGUAAGCCGAAAGCAGACCAUUGCUUUUUUUGUUGAAUUCCUUUACUGAUACUGUCCAUCUGUCAAAUACAUCCCCACAUUCUGUGCAUUUCUCAUGCAUGGUUCACUGUUUUUGUUUGUUCUGGCAUUUUUCUGCUUUUCAACCCGUUACCUAAAAGUCCCUCAUCCAAUCCGGUACAAAUGAGGCAACCCACAGCCAGGGUUUACAUAUCAGUGUUCAAUCUUCAGUUUAUCUUAUUUCAACAAUUGUUAUGUGUCUGACACUCGUUCCCAGUUACGAUCUGUACAAAUCCAUUUGUGUACCAAUAUCUGUUAAUUUUACAUUUAACCUUACAAUCUAUCAAACCUUUAACUUAUCAAAGAAAACAGUGAACCUAGCCAUAACUAACCUGAUCCUAAUCACAAAAUUGUUCCUGGAAGAGCUAAAAGUUGUCAGAAGAGUCAUGGGGCAAUAUUUAGGCAUCUGUUAACAAUUUCAUUACAGUUGCAUUAUGACAUGUCACAGCCCAUAAAAUGUCAGUUUUGCUUGCUUUUAGCUUUCAUUUGUUUAUUCUUUUCAGAACCAGAAAAUGGGCAAUAAAAGGGAAAUUGCAUGAGCAGCUGAGUUGUAGGCUGAAAUAAAAUCAAAAGGCAAUGUUGUAUUCUUUGUGGAUUGUUGCUAUAGUAUUAUAGCUUGCUGUACAGCUACAAAGACAGUGAUCUGUUUGACUUGCCAUUAGGCUUGGGGAAUAGGCAUAAAAAUAUUUUCUUUACUAGUUGCAUGGUUUAACAGGGAUGACAGGGCCCUCCUUUCUUUGAACUGUUUUCUUUUUGCGACGAUAACCUAGUGAAUUGAGUGAUUGACACACUGUGGCUGGGCUACAGUUGAGAUACUUAACAGCAGACAUCAUAAAAACUUAGAAACUCAUUGACUGCAUUACCUGUCUGAUAGUGCCAGCUAUCUAAAAUACAGUUUAGAUCCUAUUUUGGUUCUUUUAAUUCCCUUAUGUUGGGAUGCAGCUUUCGUUUUAGAGAUGGCCACCUCAUUUACAGAAUAGCCUGCACAAGCACAUGCACCCUCAGCUUCUUAGCUGACCUUGGCUACAACUUUGUAUUUCUCUGCUUUACCAGCUAGCUAGUCAUUGUGGACCUAAACGUUCAUCUCUCAACUGCAGUAAUUCAGUUUUCAAUGCAACACAUAUUCAAAUAUGUAUAAAGUCAUUUUAAUUUAUUAUGGAGUUUGAAAAAUGAGAUAGAAAGCUACUAAUGUGGCAAGCUAACACAGAUUGCGCACUGUACUUGCCUAUGUAUGGCCUUUGGAAAGGGAUUAAUUUGAUUGCUGGAAAGCUGCAGGUAGUCAUGUCUCUGCAGUUGCAUUUGGAUGCAGAUGAUCUAUAAUGUGCCUCACAAGUAAGACAUGAAGGGGAAAAAGUAGGUGUUUGGUCAGGCUCCAUGGAUUGUAUGCAGAAACUGUUAUCUUGAUAAGGAAGCUACACAUAUAUAUGCAUACACUCACACCCACACAGACACACAUACACAUGCACACAUACUCACUCCAACACACACACACACAC